Dalotia coriaria is the source of this 2607-nucleotide messenger RNA. It is a transcript of the gene Spg7, whose product is annotated as SPG7 matrix AAA peptidase subunit, paraplegin. Gene Ontology annotation, cellular component: m-AAA complex; membrane. Bases 216 to 2543 code for a protein of 775 amino acids. Gene Ontology annotation, biological process: mitochondrial protein processing. Lineage: Eukaryota; Metazoa; Arthropoda; Insecta; Coleoptera; Staphylinidae. The transcript is spliced from 8 exons. Gene Ontology annotation, molecular function: zinc ion binding; ATP binding; ATP hydrolysis activity. The record is from RefSeq and is a predicted model, not a curated record.
CUGUCAUUAAAAUCAUCUGUGCUAAAUUUCUAAAGUAACCUCAAAAUAUAAAUAAACCGAGCUUAAAUAAUACAUUACAAGUGAAUAUUUAGCAUUAAACAUAAAAAAAUAUAAUAAUUUAAAUAAAAUUCAAUCAAUUGUGCGUGCGUUUUGUGAUUUAUAUUGUGUUACUCACUAAAUAUUCUUCUUGUGAAACAUUUGGCAAUGACAUAGUCAUGUAUCGACAAUUAUUUGCCUCAUCUCCAGUGCCAUAUAAAUUAAUUCACAACAGUUUGAAGAAUUUUACUCUUUUAAAAGACACAGUAAGCCACAAACAAACUAUCCAAGGAUGUAGAAAUUUUGGAAUACACCUUAACAAAUCUAAAACCAACCAAUUAGUCAAAGAAUAUGCGGCGGUUUGUUCCCUGAUAAGGCGUUCAGGCUUAAAUGACAUCAGUAAACUUCCCAAAUACUUAUCAGUGAGAGAUUUCCAUUCAUCUCCACAAAAAUAUCAACAGCCCAACAAUCAGAAUCCCAAUUCUGAUAAGAAACCAAAAAAGGAUGAAGAUGAAGACAAUAAAUUAUCUUCUCUAUUAGCAAAGGCUUUUCUAUGGAUGUUAUCAGCUUAUAUGGUUAUUGCAGUGAUUUCCUUACUGUUUCCUAGCAGUAAUCAACCAGAAGUUGUAAGAUAUGUGUCCUGGAAUGAGUUUUUAUACCAAAUGUUAGCAAAAGGUGAAGUAGAGGAGAUAAUAGUCCGCCCUGAUGUGGAAAUCGUCACCAUUAUUCUGCAGGAAGGUGCAAUAAUCAAAGGGAAAAAAGUUGAGCACCGCACGUAUCACAUGAAUGUAGUUGACAUUCAUAAAUUCGAGGAUAAACUACGCCAGGCUGAGCGUAGAUUGGGAAUCCGCGAUGGUGUACCCAUCACUUUCGAACGUGGUGGCGAUACUGCAGGAAAACUCUUGAUAUCUUUGCUUCUGGUUGGCAUAAUUGUAUCAAUUUUGGCGAGAAGUCGAAGUAUUAGACCACCAAUUAGUAUGGAUACGUUUACACAAAUGGGUCGUGCUAAAUUUACUCUCAUUGAUCCUCUGACAGGACCAGGAAAAGGUGUUAAAUUUGCAGAUGUUGCUGGCUUGCAUGAAGCCAAACAAGAAGUAAUCGAGUUUGUUGAUUAUCUCAAACGUCCUGAGCAUUACAAGGCUCUCGGAGCGAAAGUUCCACGUGGUGCGUUAUUAUUGGGCCCACCUGGAUGCGGUAAGACACUUUUGGCCAAAGCGGUUGCCACCGAAGCGAAUGUUCCGUUUUUAUCCAUGGCUGGAUCGGAAUUUAUCGAAAUGAUUGGCGGAUUAGGCGCUGCUCGUGUUAGAGAUCUAUUCAAAGAGGCUAGAAAGCGAGCACCCUGUAUAAUCUACAUUGAUGAAAUUGAUGCUGUGGGUAGGAAGAGAAGUGGCGAGGGUGGUAUGCCUGGUGGAGGUACAGGCGAGAGUGAGCAGACACUGAAUCAACUUUUAGUUGAAAUGGACGGUAUGAUUAGUAAAGAAAACAUUAUUAUGUUGGCAUCGACGAAUAGAGCGGACAUUUUGGACAGAGCGUUAUUACGUCCUGGACGUUUCGAUCGUCAUAUUUUAAUCGACUUACCGGAUCUUGAUGAGCGCAAGCAAAUUUUUGAACAACACAUGAAGGGAAUUGCUUUGGAACAUCCAGCGUCGAAUUACUCACAGAAUUUGGCAUAUCUAACGCCUGGUUUUAGUGGUGCUGAUAUUGCGAAUGUUUGCAACGAGGCGGCGCUGCAUGCGGCGCGCUACAAAAAGAAAAAAGUACUUAGAGCUGACUUGGAAUACGCUGUAGAGCGUUUAGUUGGUGGAACUGAAAAGCGCAAUCAUGCAAUGUCUCCGCAGGAUAAACGAGUUGUGGCUUAUCAUGAAUCGGGCCAUGCUUUGGUUGGCUGGAUGUUGGAACACACGGAUGCCUUAUUGAAAGUUACUAUUGUUCCCAGAACUAAUUUAGCGCUGGGUUUCGCACAGUAUAUUCCUAAGAAUCAGAAACUGUACUCUAAGGAAGAGUUAUUUGAAAGGAUGUGCAUGACUUUGGGCGGUAGAGUAGCUGAAUCAUUGACUUUCAAUAAAAUUACAACUGGCGCACAGAAUGACCUCGAGAAGGUCACCAAAAUGGCGUAUGCACAAGUCAAAGAGUACGGAAUGACAGACACAGUUGGUUUGCUGUGUUUUCCUGAAGAGGAAAUCAAAGAACGUGGCAGUCGACCAUUCAGUAAACGGCUGGCUUCUACUAUUGAUCAAGAAGCAAGGCAGUUAAUUGUUAAUGCAUAUAAAAGAACCGAAGAGGUUUUAAAUGAGAAUAAGGAUAAACUUCAACUGUUAGCAGAAACUUUACUUAAAAAGGAAUCUUUGAACUACGACGACGUUGAAAAGUUAAUAGGUCCGCCCCCGCAUGGCAAAAAGAGACUUAUUGAACCAGCAGAGUUUGAAAAGUUGAUUAGCGAAGGUGCCGCACAAGAUGAUAAAACAAAACCAGCUGGAAAUGAUGUCAACUCAUCGACGACAACCUAAAACGACGCGAUUUUUUGUUAGAAUUUUGUUAACUUAGAUGAAUUAAAAUUAUUUAAAUUUAAAA